CUCCGGCCGCGAACCGGAUCCGCCGCCUCGCUUUUCCUCGUCUUCGCCGCUGCUCCCGGCUGCAUCUCCGGCUCCUCCCCCGCGCCGGCACCAGCAGGCAAGGAUCCCCCCUAGCACCAGGGUGAACUACAUGUGAGUGCAUUUGAUCAUUUCCUGUAGCCAAGAUUCAUCUGAAUCUUGUAAAGCUGCUUUGCUGGAGUGCUUCUGCCUUUAAGCCACAAGAAUAAACAGGCCCAGUCUACGUAAGAAGCAUACAUUUCUAUGCCUGGGUUAUAUGACAGCAAAAAUCCUACAAGAAGCUACUUCAGAAAUAUAUGCAGUCCAUGUUACAUCAGAGUGAGAGCUGUUAAGUCUCUUGUGAAGUAUACUUGACUUACGAUAUUCAUAAUGGAGACCUCAUUUCCCAAAAGACAAUGCGUCAGAGACUUUAUAAAAAUUGUCUCCUUGUGUUUCAUUUUAAUAUGCCUUGUAGCUUUAGUUGAUCCAACUCAAGACUAUUACAGUUUACUUGGAAUAUCCAAAGAAGCAACAAGUAGAGAAAUCAGGCAGGCUUUUAAAAAGUUGGCUCUAAAACUGCAUCCUGAUAAGAACCAGAACAAUCCAGAGGCACAUGAAAAUUUCUUGAAAAUAAACCGAGCUUAUGAAGUAUUAAAAGAUGAAGAUUUGAGAAAGAAGUAUGAUAAAUAUGGUGAGAAAGGUCUAGAAGAUCACCAGGAAGGAGGUCGCUAUGAAAGCUGGAACUUUUACCGCUAUGAUUUUGGUAUCUAUGAUGAUGAUCCUGAAAUCAUAACAUUAGAUAGAGGAGAAUUUGAUGCUGCUGUUGGUUCUGGAGAACUGUGGUUUGUAAAUUUCUAUUCUCCUCGAUGUUCACAUUGCCAUGAUUUAGCACCCACGUGGAGAGAAUUUGCUAAAGAAAUGGAUGGAUUAAUACGCAUCGGUGCCGUCAACUGUGGUGAUAACAGAAUGCUUUGCUGGAGUAAGGGAAUCAAUAGUUACCCUAGCCUCUAUGUCUUCAAAAGUGGAAUGAAUCCAGUGAAAUUUUAUGGUGACAGAUCAAAAGAGAGUUUAACAAAUUUUGCCAUGCAGUAUGUCACAAGCACAGUGACAGAACUAUGGGCAGGAAAUUUUGCUAACACUGUUGAAACUGCAUUUGCUUCUGGUAUUGGCUGGUUAAUUACCUUUUGCACUGAACAAGGAGAUUGUUUGACUUCUCGAACACGCCUUAAACUGGCUGGCAUGUUGGAAGGCCUGGUUAAAGUAGGCUGGAUGGACUGUGCCACCCAGGGUGAGCUUUGUGGUAGUUUGGAUAUCUCAUCUAGCACAACAGCGUAUUUUCCACCCGGAGCCACCUUAACUAAUAAAGAGAAAGGAGGUGUUUUGUACGUGAACUCUUUAGAUACAAGAGAAAUAUAUUUGGAAGUCAUGAAGCACCUUCCAGACUUUGAUACAAUCCUGGCAUCUACUUUAGAGGAUCAUGUGGCCCACCAUCGAUGGUUAAUAUUCUUUCAGUUUGGCAAAAACAGCAAGUCAGAUACCCAUGACCUUAAGAAGUUAAGUGUUCUCCUUAAAGCUGAAAAUAUUCAAGUUGGGAAGUUUGACUGUCUUACUGCUGCUAAUAUUUGUAACAGUCUGUAUGUUUAUGAACCAUGUGUAGUGGUGUUUAAAGGACGAGGAAUGGAUAACUAUGAAAUCCACCAUGGGAAAAAUAUUCUGUAUGAUUUAGUGGCCUUUGCCAAGGAGAGCGUGAAUUCUCACGUCAUUACACUUGGACCUCAAAAUUUUCCUGGCAAGAAGAAAGAACCAUGGCUUGUUGAUUUUUUUGCACCUUGGUGUCCUCCUUGCCGGGCUUUAUUGCCAGAACUGAGGAAAGCAUCAAAGCAUCUGUAUGGCCAACUAAAGUUUGGGACAUUGGAUUGUACAGUUCAUGAAGGGAUUUGCAAUUUGCAUAACAUUAGAGCUUAUCCAACUACUGUGGUAUUCAAUCAGUCUCACAUGCAUGAAUAUGGAGGACAUCACUCAGCUGAACAGAUCUUGGAAUUUAUUGAGGAUCUUAUGAAUCCAUCAGUGAUAUCCCUAACACCAGAUACCUUCGCUGAGCUAGUGAAGAAAAGGAAGAAUAACGAAAUCUGGAUGGUUGAUUUUUAUGCUCCAUGGUGUGGUCCCUGCCAAGCUUUAAUGCCAGAAUGGAAGAAGAUGGCAAGGUUGCUGAAUGGACUGGUUGUAGUCGGUAGUGUGGACUGCCAAAAAUAUUUUUCUCUGUGUCAUCAAGAAAACAUUCAAGGCUAUCCUGAAAUAAGGCUGUUCCCACAAAAAUCGUCUUCCUCUUAUCAGCACUAUAGCUACAAUGGCUGGCAUCGAGAUGCCAAUUCAUUGCGAAAAUGGGCACUUGGUUAUCUGCCUCGAGUGUCUCUGGACCUGACACCUCAGAGCUUCAGUGAUAAAGUUCUGAAUGGAAAGGAUCACUGGGUCAUUGACUUCUAUGCGCCUUGGUGUGGCCCUUGCCAAAAUUUUGCUCCAGAGUUUGAGAUAUUAGCAAAGACUGUUAAAGGAAAAGUGAAAGCUGGCAAAGUUGACUGCCAAGCCUAUGCUCAUACGUGUCAAUCUGCUGGAAUCAGAGCCUAUCCCACAGUUAAAUUUUAUCCUUAUCAAGGAACAAAGAAAAAUAUUUUGGGAGAGCAGAUUGACAGCCAUGAUGCAAAAGUCAUAACUGAACUACUGAUGGAGAAAGUGAAAAGCCUUAAAAAAAAGAAAAAACAGUCUUCCAGAAAAAAGGAUGAACUCUAACUUAUGAAAUGAAUUCAAAUCAUAGUGAAUCUGCAGCAGUGGCUGAUCAGAUCAUGUUCCUCAAGAAGAAAAGGAAAUGCACUGAAAUUCCUGGACAGGUGGAUCUUGGAUGACUAUUA
Notechis scutatus (mainland tiger snake) is the source of this 2903-nucleotide messenger RNA. RefSeq names its product DnaJ heat shock protein family (Hsp40) member C10 (gene DNAJC10). Gene Ontology annotation, molecular function: misfolded protein binding; protein-disulfide reductase activity; oxidoreductase activity, acting on a sulfur group of donors, disulfide as acceptor. Gene Ontology annotation, cellular component: endoplasmic reticulum lumen; endoplasmic reticulum. NCBI's taxonomy places the organism in Eukaryota, Metazoa, Chordata, Lepidosauria, Squamata, Elapidae. The record is from RefSeq and is a predicted model, not a curated record. Gene Ontology annotation, biological process: IRE1-mediated unfolded protein response; protein folding in endoplasmic reticulum.